Messenger RNA from Photinus pyralis (common eastern firefly), 1395 nucleotides. RefSeq lists its product as uncharacterized. Bases 296 to 1258 code for a protein of 320 amino acids. NCBI's taxonomy places the organism in Eukaryota, Metazoa, Arthropoda, Insecta, Coleoptera, Lampyridae. The transcript is spliced from 4 exons. The record is from RefSeq and is a predicted model, not a curated record. Gene Ontology annotation, molecular function: nucleic acid binding.
UCAGUAUCUCCACGGUCAGUACCAUAUCAGCGGCAGUGAAGAAGAAUGAAGUGUUGACGUCGCCUUUAAAGAAUCGCCCUCGCCUUAAGCCUGUGACAGAUGUAUCUAAUUUGAACGUCGAUGGUAUUAGAAACACAAUUUAUGAAAUGUACGAAAACAAAGUGCAUGUUACAUUGGCAUCUGUGCAUGAACAGCUUCGUGAAAAAGUCAUUUUUCAUGGUUCAUUUGGCAUCAUUGCGAAAGAAGAAAAGAAAUUGGAUUUAAAUGGAAAAAAUACGAGCCCAGGCGAGGUCUAAUGGAACUACCCCAUGUGGCAAGUAAAAGAAUUCGUUUUCUGCGCCAAUACAAAGAUUUCAAGGAAAAAGAUUUGUACCAAUUUGUUUUUCUUGAUGAAACGUGGAUAUUACAAAAUGGCACUAUACAACACUCAUGGCAAGAUAGUAAUGAAAGAAGUGUGAAAACCAUCAAAACUGAUGGAAAGCGACAAAUAAUUCUGCAUGCUGGGAAUGAGAAAGGAUUCAUACCUGGUGCAAAUUUAAUAUUCGCAUCAAAAACUUGUGGUGAUUAUCACGGAGAAAUGAACCAGACGAAUUUCUUACAUUGGUUUCAAAAUCAAUUGCUUCCAAAUUUAAGUGAACCGUCUGUCAUUAUUAUCGAUAAUGCGCCGUAUCACAAUAUGGAAGUUAACAAAGCACCUAAUGUUUCAUGGAAAAAAGGUGACAUUCAAAGCUGGCUAACUAAUGAAGGAAUUAUAUAUUCUGAGCAGAUGCUUAAAAGUGAACUUCUGUUGAAGGUGUCACAAAAUAAACCAGAAAAAACAUAUUUUGUUGACCAAUUAGCGGAACAAUAUGGUCAUAAAGUGUUGCGCCUUCCACCCUACCAUUGUAUUUUUAAUCCCAUAGAGUUAAUAUGGGGUAUAACAAAAACUUAUUAUAAUAAACAUAUUGGUAGAGAUGGGAAAACAGAGGCUGAUUGUUUAAAUAUGUGGCAAGAAGCAGUUAAUGUCGUGACACCAGAUAUGUGGAAAAAUUCAAUCAAACACACUGAAGGUGAAAUAAUGAAAUGGUAUGAAAGAGAAAAAAUGUUAGAUAUGCAAGAUAUCGAUACCUAUUUGCCAAAGUAUCGUAAGCCGCAAUUUUCCCCAAAAAUUACUUUUCUGACUAUCGUAAGCAUCAGACUUAUUGUAAACGAUCCACCAAACUAUCGUAGGUCAAUAAAAGCAAAAUUAACAGGAAAAGAGGUAUUUGUUUUGUCGUAAGUACGUUAAAUUCCUUGCGAUGAAGACCAAAGUAACGUAACCAACGUUCAUUUUCCGAGUGGUGACUGCAAAAGUAUCGUAAAUAACAUCACCUGAUGUUGUUUACGAUACCUACUAUGUCGCUUAAGAUACUUCAG